CUGCCUGCCUGCCCAGCUCCCUGGACUCCCUGUUGCACCGCUUUCUUUCGUGCUCACACCAAGGACAGCUACGCAUUGCAUGGGUGUCCCUAUCUUCGCUGCCCACUCAGGAGCAACUCUGCCAUCCUUCUCCGGGGGUUCCCACUGCGGGACUCCCAGAGAGCACAGAUCUGAGUAAUCGCCAUUUGAAAGGCAGCUUUGGAUUUAACCAAGAUGUCUGUGAAAAUGACAGCAACCCUGCUUCUACUACAACUGAGUGGCCUCUUUAGAUCUGGGAGUGGUGGGAAGGUGCUGGUGUGGCCAGUGGAAUACAGCCAUUGGCUCAACUUAAAGAUAAUCCUAGAAGAACUUGUGAAGAAGGGCCAUGAAGUGACUGUUCUGAUACCCUCAGCUUCACUUUCUUAUGAGGUCGAGAACACGUCUGCUAUUGAGUUUGAGACCUACCCUUCAUCCUUUCCCAUGGCUGAUUUGGAGGAACUUUUUGUGGGCUCACUCAGGAAACACAUUUAUGAAUUGCCAAAGCAAUCACUUUGGAGAUAUUUUUUAAUGUUGCAAGAACUUUUUUGGUUAGACUCUGACUUUUCUGAGAGUCUCUGCAAAGAUGCAGUUUUUAACAAGGAACUCAUGACAAAACUACACAAUUCAAGCUUUGACGUCAUGGUAGCAGAUCCCUUCAUGCCCUGUGGUGACCUACUGGCUGAGCUUCUCAAGAUACCACUUGUGUACAGUCUCCGCUUCUUUCCUGGAUCCACAUAUGAAAAGUACAGUGGAGGACUCCCACUGCCUCCUUCCUAUGUGCCUCCUGCUAUGUCAGAAUUGAGUGACCGAAUGACAUUCAUGGAGCGGGUGCAAAAUGUAAUCUAUGUGCUUUGUUUUGACUUUUGGUUCCAAACAUAUAAUGAGAAGAAGUGGAAUCAGCUUUAUAGUGAAGUAUUGGGAAGACCCACGACACUCACCGAGUUGAUGGGGAAGGCAGAUAUAUGGCUCAUUCGAACCUACUGGGAUUUGGAAUUUCCUCACCCUCUCUUACCAAAUUUUGAUUAUGUUGGAGGACUCCACUGCAGACCUGCCAAGCCUCUGCCUAAGGAAAUAGAAGACUUUGUCCAAUCAUCUGGAGAACAUGGUGUUGUGGUGUUUUCCCUGGGGUCUAUGGUGGGUACCCUAACAGAAGAAAGGGCCAAUAUGAUUGCAGCAGGCCUUGCCCAGAUUCCACAGAAGGUUCUUUGGCGAUUUGAAAGCAAGAAACCAGACACCUUGGGCCCCAACACUCGGCUGUACAAAUGGAUUCCCCAGAAUGACCUUCUUGGUCAUCCUAAAACCAGAGCUUUUAUAACUCAUGGUGGCACCAAUGGCAUCUAUGAGGCGAUCUACCAUGGGAUCCCUGUGGUUGGCAUUCCUUUGUUUGGAGACCAAUAUGAUAAUGUUGUUCGUAUGAAGACCAAAGGAGCAGGUGUUAGACUGGAUUUUCUCACAAUGUCCAGUACAGAUUUGGUUGAUGCAGUGAAGACAGUCACAAAUGACCCUUCCUAUAAGGAAAAUGCCAUGCGGCUAUCAAGAAUCCACCAUGAUCAACCAAUGAAGCCCCUAGACAGAGCCGUCUUCUGGGUUGAGUAUGUCAUGCGCCACAAAGGAGCCAAGCACCUUCGUGUGGCAGCACAUGACCUCACCUGGUUCCAGUACCACUCUCUGGAUGUGCUUGGAUUCCUGUUCACCUGUGUGCUGACUGUGAUGCUAAUCAUGAUGAAGUGUUGCCUCUUUUGUUGCCAGAAGUUUUCUAAAGCUGGAGAGAAGAAGAAAAGGGAGUAGGUGAAGUGGGUAAGAUGGACACAUGAACCUCCCCAAGUGCAUCACAGCAAGACAGGCUCUCCAUCUUAUCCCUUAGUCACAGCUGACCUGGACACUGUCACUCUUAUUUCAGCCUUUUGUAGUAGAUGUGAGCUGUCAAAAGUUCCAUUUUCUCUCACUUAUAAAGUAUACAUGCAAAAGAAUAUCACAAUUUUUAAGUCCCAAAAUCACUAACCUCAUAUUAUUUUCCCAAUGUGAAAUGUCCUGCAAAGAGUCAUAAUUUGUUUUGUUUAUUUUGCUUAAUUUCUUCUUUUAGAAUUUCUUACCUUGCUUCAGUGAAAUAUUAAAUUGAUCCCUCAUGAUCACAUUCCUGCUUCCCACUGGAUCUCACCCAAUAUGUCCAAAUCACAAACUUUCUGUCCUGUAAUUUUUAAUAACCCAGUAAGUCCAGUUAGUGCUUUCUAUAGAUGAUGACUGCAUGCAUUCAUUGGAAGACAGGGCUGCAUCAUGACCAAUGUACCAGUGUCCACUCAACCCCCACAGCAAUGAUUCAUCACCUCCUAGAAUCUAUGACUGCUGAAAGCUCUUUAUUUAUGGGAGGAGUAUUAAGAUAUGAUCGCCAUUUAUUAUGAAAAUUGGUCUACCUGAUCUUAUUCAAGUCCUGUGCAGCUGAUAGAUUCUUUGAGUUUAUGAAGGCAAAAGCCAUGGCAUGUCCAGAAGAAAGUGUUCCCUAACAUUUUUCUUCAUCAUCGGGCUCUUGCAUUCUUUGCACGUUCUUCUGCAGUAGUGCCUGUGCCUUGACAUGGACUUCAUAAUUCUCAGCCCUUUGAGCAGGUGGAAGUCUCUGAGUUGAAUGGUGUCCAUUACAACAAAAGCUUCUUUGAUGAAGGCUAAGACAAGCCAGAUAUAUGACUAUGGCUGUUACAAUAGACAUUUAGAAGGUAAUUUGCCAACAUGACCAUUUAGCAAAAUAGCAAUAGUAGGAUCUAAGCUAGGAUUUCCUGGACCUUUAAUCAGGUUUAUAGUGUCAGGUUCUUCCCAGUAGAGUGUGGUUCAAAUCCAAUUAGAAAAUAUUUAGUGAUCCAUCUAGUUAGCUCCAGGUGCUAACUUGACAAAGCCUAGAGUCAGAUGUGAGGAAAUUCUGGCCUACAGGCAAGUCUGUGAGAGUGGAUUUUGAUUCUCUUUUUCUUGAUCUUUUAUUAUUAUUGUUAAGAAAUUUUCUAUUCAUUUUACAUACCAACCACAGAUCCCCCUUUCCUCCCUCCUCCCACGCCCCAGCUUUCCCCCAUAACCCAUCCCCUGGUAUUUGAGUCUUGAUUUACUGGACCAUUCUUGUGGUCUUAUCCACAGCAGAUCGAGAUGACCUGAUAUAGGAGAGGCCAUCCCUGUGGUCCUCUGUGGGGGCCCACAGAGGUUUCCCAGUGAGAUCUGAGCUUGCUUUACACAGCAGGGCUGCAUUAGGGAAUGGCUGAUCCAUGUGCAUGGUCACCAGGCAUCUGGAAUGGACUGCACUUGGCUGGGCUGGGGGGAGCUCUUUUGCUCCACCUCUUGGCAUUCCUUUUAAAAACCCUUUAGUAGAGAUAGAAGGGUCUGGUGGGUUCAGACCCAGGCCCUCCCAAGGCCCUCCUGUGUUUUCUAACUAUCUAUCUAUUCUCUAUACUUAUAUGUACAAAUUCCUCAUUUCUCCCUGCUCAAGAAUCUACCCUGGGAGAAUGAGAGGGAGCUUGUCUCCCUCAGUCCUCUCCACAUUAGGCUGAGCCUUUCUACACCAUGAUGGUCCUGCACUGAAUAAGGAAACUCAUUAAGAAUGAAUCUGGGAGUCACACAACUCCAACAUUAUUUUGAGGUCAUAUCAGUUAUUGUUCAGAUAUAGCCAUGUGUCAUUAUACCACCAUCAAAUUUCAUUUCUGUUCCAAUUCAUAAAAAUCCAGGAAUCCUAAACAUCAGGAAUAAAACAGCCAAUGGCACUCAAGUCAUAGCAUCUUGAAAAGCUGUAUUACUCAUUUCUACUUUUAGUAACAGCUCACACCCACCUUAUAUUAGGUUCAUCCUGGACAGAAACUGUGUCUUCUUCAUGUAUCUCCACUUCAUAGCACAAUGGGACACUCAAUGAAUGGUUUUGAAUUGAAUUCUAUAAUUUGGGUAUGUACUUUAAGUUUCUCAUGGGUAGGAUAAAAUUCUAAAUGUAAGAACAAGACUAUUCUAAUCUGAGAUCAUAUAUGAUUCCAAUAUAACUUAGUGCUAUUCAAGAAAUGGGAAGAAUGCUUCAAGGCAUAGUGUGAUUUCUGUUUGCAGUUGACAUGAGUUUAUUAUGAAAAACCAGGGUAUUCUAUCUCAUGACCCAGAACAUAAGACAUAGAUUAUCUGUGUGAUGUAAAAGAGUUCCUAUAAUUAGUUUUGAAGUUCUAAUAGCAAAGAGUGAAAACAAUAGUUAUCACUUUAUAGACAGCAGAGUUAACUACAAGUCUCCAGAUAAGAGCAAGACAAAAGAAAACUCUAUCUAGCACAUGAUGUGGCUCCAUAUGUUAUAGGUGAAAAAUGCUUUGUGCAGUGCAGAAUUACAAAAAUAUCUAUGUCAUUGCCACCCUAACCCUGCAAUAAAAUAUCCACACAUUCUGAAAUGGACUCCUGUAAUGGUAAGCAUUCAAUUUCAGAAGAGACAAGAGGUCUUCUGUUCAAAUGUAAGCUUAACCCGACUGGAGCACCAGGUGAAAUUAACACAUUUUGCUGUGGGAUGGUCUUUCUGUAUGCUUUAAUUAUGUGUUGCUACCAUAUUGUAGCUGCUCCGUCCUGUGGCAAGAAAGGUUAUAGCCAAGUGGGAAAUCCAAGAAAGAUUCAAGGAGAAAAAAGACAGAGUCAGAGAUACACUGAGAGCCACCAGUGGAACAAGAUAUAAUGGAACACAGGUAAAGCCACAAGACACAUGGUGAUACAUACAUAUACAAUAGAAACGGGUAAAUUUAAGAUGAAAAAGCUAGCUAGCAAGAAGCCUGAGCCAUAGACCAAACAGAUUGUAAAGUGAGUGAUUAUUUUAUGAGCUGCUGCGGGCCACGUGGGACACAGGAAAACUUGCAGCUACACAAUUUUAUCAACUACGAGAAGGAAAUCCUGAAUGAGAAGCACACACACACUGAAACUAGAAACCAUCUUACCACCAAUGCAGAGCUGAGCCCUUCUACCAUAAACAGUUCAAAGCUCAGAGUUCAGAAGCAGCAGAAACCCUAGUUAGUGAAGAUGAAGUGAGCCCUGGGACACCUGUCACACUUGUAAAGUAGACUAUACUUUACAAAAGGGUAGCGUGAAUUCUAAUUAGUCUUAAUAAUAAAAACCUAAGGUCAGAUAUCGGGGUAAAUGCUGAAAGGUCAGAGAGGUAAAGGAAUCAGACACUAGAGAGACUGCUCACCUCUACCAAAUCCUCAAACUGAAUGGCUGAGCUCCUGUCUCCUCCCCCCUUGUAUUAAUGUCUCCUUCUUAGUAGUGUUGGAAUUAAAGAUAUGUGCUUCCA
Peromyscus maniculatus bairdii (prairie deer mouse) is the source of this 5290-nucleotide messenger RNA. Its product is annotated as UDP-glucuronosyltransferase 2B31-like. Gene Ontology annotation, molecular function: glucuronosyltransferase activity. The record is from RefSeq and is a predicted model, not a curated record. NCBI's taxonomy places the organism in Eukaryota, Metazoa, Chordata, Mammalia, Rodentia, Cricetidae.